Caenorhabditis angaria is the source of this 902-nucleotide messenger RNA. The record is from the annotation of a GenBank genome assembly. NCBI's taxonomy places the organism in Eukaryota, Metazoa, Nematoda, Chromadorea, Rhabditida, Rhabditidae.
AUGACUGUAUUUUUGAUGGCUCUUUUAGUCAUAACUUCUGUGAAUGGUAGGAUCUUCUGAAUUUCAUUGGGUUAUUGAGUUAUCAAAACUCCUCUUCUAUUUCCAGCUGGGUCCAUUGAGACCAAUAGUUUGAUGAGAAACGCAGCCUACGGUUCAACAUGCGAUCAACAAGCUGAGAAUAAAAUCGCACACUGUGCUCAAGAAUUAUCUAGCAUGGGAAUCUUUGGAGCAUCUGGAAAAACUACAACUCUUUCUGAAAUCAAAAGCCAUUCACAAAUUCAUUUUCAACAAAUGUGCAGGUAUUUUUUUUUUCUUUUGGGUUGGGAUAAUUUGAGAAAAAAUCUUGCAGUGCGUACACUCGAUUUAACACAUGUCUUGGGGGAAGUUAUAUCAAACAAUCUUGUUAUUCUCACGAGCCAAUGAAAUCGAGAUAUUCAGUUGUGGAUGUGGUUUUGGAAUAUAUUUGUGGAGAUGGUUAUCAAUGUAAGAUCAGAUUUCAAAAAUUACAAUAAAAUAUUGAGUUUUUCAGCAAUGCUCAAUAACUGGAACUGCUAUUUGUCGGUUGCGGAGAGUCAGGAAAUUGCCAAUUGUGAGACAAGUUUUGCACAUCUUGCUGCAAACACAGAACAAAUGUAUAACGAUUAUUCAACUGGAGCAGGAGCUUGCUUGUGAGUAGAAAUUCAAGAAUCUUUAACACUUCAAUGUUUUCCAGCGCUGUCCAAUCUUACAUCGAUUGUAUUCGUCCAUCAAUCGAACAAACUUGUGGAUUCGAAUCAUUUGAAACAGUUAUCGAAGCUGUUGAAAGACCAAUCCAAAUUUAUCUACCAUUUUGCACUUUAUCCUCAUCAGUUCUAUCAAUUCUUCCCACAAUUGUUUUUGCUAUUUUUAUGUAUUUGUUGUGA